This is a messenger RNA of Polypterus senegalus (gray bichir), 2111 nucleotides long. RefSeq names its product methionyl-tRNA synthetase 2, mitochondrial (gene mars2). Bases 224 to 2104 code for a protein of 626 amino acids. The record is from RefSeq and is a predicted model, not a curated record. NCBI's taxonomy places the organism in Eukaryota, Metazoa, Chordata, Cladistia, Polypteriformes, Polypteridae. Gene Ontology annotation, biological process: methionyl-tRNA aminoacylation. Gene Ontology annotation, molecular function: ATP binding; methionine-tRNA ligase activity. The transcript is spliced from 3 exons.
UUGAAUGUCACAUGGGAAAUUGUGACGGUUUCUGUAGUAUGCCUUUGAGUUUUAUGUAUACUUUAGUAUCACUGUGAAACUUUAGAUAAUUUAAUUCCUCGAAAUGUAUCUCUGGAAGCGUGUGGACCAAAUCACAAGUUGUCUUUUGCUAGUGUAUAUGUAGUUUUAUUUCCAGGUUAAACAAAGAAAUAGGUUUUUGUAAACGCACGUUCAUUAUAAAUGUAUGGACAUCAAAGUUUUGUUCAGUUAUUUGUUUUAUCCAGCGAUGUUUUCGAGGUUUAUUUUGCACUAUGUCCGUUUUAGAAAAGAGUUUUGCAGCUUUAAACUUUCAACCUUUACAUCUUCUCGAAUUCCGUGUAUUGAGAAAAAGUCUGCCAGCGGUGAAUGCGUAAGCCAGCGAACUUGGGAAAGUCAAGUCCCUUUUCGAUGCCUGGGUACCAGCGUUUCACACAACGAAAAAUAUUACCUCACAACUCCGAUCUUUUACGUCAACGCCGGGCCACACAUUGGUCAUCUGUAUUCGGCGGUUCUUGCGGAUUGUCUCUGUCGCUAUAAACGUUUACGUGGCUUCAAGUCCAAAUUUUCCACAGGAACAGAUGAGCAUGGCUUGAAAAUACAACAAGCUGCAGCAGAUGCGGGGAAAGACCCAUUGGUGUUUUGUACAGAGGUGUCUGAAUCAUUUAAAGAUUUGUUCAAGACUUUCAACAUUUCCUAUACAGAUUAUGUAAGAACAACUGAAGAGAGACAUCUGAGAGCCGUUUCACACUUUUGGAAGAUCCUGUUUGAUAAUGGUUUCAUUUAUAAAGGAUCUUACCAAGGCUGGUAUUCCAUUCCUGAUGAAAGUUUCCUCACAGAAUCCCAGGUUACCAGUAGUCAUGAUAAAAAUGGAAAUCCAAUCAAGGUUUCAUUGGACAGUGGUCAUCAGGUGGAGUGGAUGAAAGAGGAAAAUUAUAUGUUCCGUCUCUCAGAAUUUAGAAUCCCUUUGCUUCACUGGCUCCAGGAACAUCCCAGAGUCAUUCAGCCAGAAAGGUUCUAUCAUAUUGUCCUCCGUUGGCUUGAGGAAGACCUUCCAGACCUUUCUGUAUCUCGCCAAAGAAGUCGUCUAAACUGGGGUAUCAAAGUUCCUGGAGAUCCUGAGCAAACUAUUUAUGUUUGGCUUGAUGCUUUGGUAAAUUACCUCACUGUAGCUGGAUAUCCUGAAGAACAUGAAGACUGGAGUCGGGUAACUUAUCAUGUGGUAGGCAAAGACAUUCUAAAGUUCCAUGCUAUCUACUGGCCAGCUUUUUUAAUAGCAUCUGGCUUACCUCUCCCUCAGGCAAUAUAUGUGCAUUCUCACUGGACAGCUAAUGGACUAAAAAUGUCUAAAAGUCUAGGGAAUGUAGUCAACCCACAUGAAAAGUCCCAAAGGUUUACAGUUGAUGGUCUAAGAUAUUUUCUUCUAAGACAGGGAGUCCCAGAUACAGACUGUGACUAUUAUGAUGAUAAGAUGGUCAAGCUGCUUAAUUCUGAGCUCGCUGAUUCUUUAGGGGGCCUUUUAAACCGUUGCACAGCUGUUAAUAUGAAUCCUGAACAAACAUAUCCUUCGUUUUGUACCACCUGCUUCCCUGAACUUACAUCAACUGGUUCAUCUAACAGAAGGUCUUCCAUGGAGGAUUACCACCUUAUAAAACUUGUGUCUUGUCUUCCAGCAGAGGUGGAGCAUCACUUUGAAAAUUUCAGAAUUUAUAAAGGACUGGAGGCCAUCAAUCAGUGCGUGAGACUAACCAAUGGAUUUGUCCAGAGACAUGCCCCAUGGAAGCUUAACAGAAAUGAUGAGCAUGACCUUCGUUGGCUCAACACCAUUUUGCAUGUUUCUUUGGAGUGUUUACGUGUGUUUGGGAUUUUGUUGCAGCCAGUCAUUCCUGUGUUGGCUGAUAGACUAUUAGACAGGCUCUCUGUAGAAAGUAGUGAAAGAACCUGGGAUGAUCUCGCAUUUCUAAGAAAGUAUAGGGGGGGCUACUGUCCCUUUGAAGGACGUGCUUUGGGUCCAGAUACUGGAGUGCUUUUCUGUCGGCUGGACAAAUUAGAAGCCAUGAAAACAUCCAUGAGAAGUAAAAAGUACUGAUUGGAUA